UGAUCCAACAACGUAACCAUCAUCAAUACUCAUCAGAAGAGAAGAGAAGAGAGCAAAGGCUUUCAUCCUCACACCAAUGGGGUCUCACCUUUCGAAACAGCUCGAGCGGCGAAAAGCCAUCUCCACGGAGAAGAAAGUCCUCGCCGAUCUCCAGAAAUCGUGCGGCUGCGAAUUCCCGGGGUGUGAUUACAUGCCGUCCGAUCGGAAAACUUGGAUGGCCGGCGUGGGACCAGACAAGCUUCGUAUAAACAAGAUCGUGUGGCCAGGGACGCACGACUCAGCCACCAACAAAAUCGGGAUCAGGUUCGUGUCACGUCCCUUCGCGCAGUGCCAGUGUCUCUCCAUCUACGACCAGCUCGUGGCCGGUACUCGGGUCCUCGACAUCCGAGUCCAAGAAGAUCGCCGUGUCUGCCACGGAAUCCUCAAGACUUACAGCGUCGACCUUGUCCUAAACGAUCUCAAACGGUUCCUAUCCGAAACAGAGUCCGAGGUUGUCAUCCUCGAGAUCAGGACAGAGUUUGGACACGUGGAUCCGCCGGAGUUCGAUAAGUACCUGAUAGAACAGCUCGGCGAGCAUCUGAUUCACCAGGACGACAACGUUUUCGGCAAGACAGUCGCAGAGUUGCUGCCCAAGAGAGUGAUCUGCGUUUGGAAACCGCGGAAAUCGCCUCAGCCAAAGCACGGUGAGCCCCUGUGGAGCGCGGGUUACCUGAAAGACAACUGGGUCGACACGGACCUUCCUUCGACCAAGUUCGAGAGCAAUCUGAAGCAUUUGAGCCAGCAGGCACCGGCGUCUUCUCGGAAGUUCUUCUACCGGGUGGAGAACACUGUGACUCCGCAGCCUGAUAACCCGAUCUUGUGUGUUAAACCCGUGACGAAGCGGAUUCAUUGCUACGCCAAGGUUUUCAUCAUCGAGUGUGUUAAAAGAGGUUUUGCUGACAGGCUGCAGAUCUUCUCCACGGAUUUCAUUGAUAAAGAUUUUGUUGAUGCCUGCGUUGGCCUCACCUUCGCAAGAGCUCAAGGUACGGCUUGAUGUAUUAUUGAGCAAAAGCCGGAAUCGUCGACUCAUUGUUGUGUAUAUCUCCUUCUAUUUAUUGUUUCACGGAAAAGAACCAAGAUAAUACACAUGGCUCUGUUGUACAUGUCACAUGUGUUAGGUUUCCUCUUGUGUAUAAAGUCGUCUAGCUCUCUCUUUCUUUUGUAUAAGAAAACAUCUCAAUGCGUGUGCGUAUGUGAUUUUGAGGCUGUAUAUUCAUAUUCAUCAUGCAAUUUCGAGUUGCAAUGCCUUUUUUA
Eutrema salsugineum is the source of this 1293-nucleotide messenger RNA. RefSeq names its product PI-PLC X-box domain-containing protein DDB_G0293730. Gene Ontology annotation, biological process: lipid metabolic process. The record is from RefSeq and is a predicted model, not a curated record. Lineage: Eukaryota; Viridiplantae; Streptophyta; Magnoliopsida; Brassicales; Brassicaceae. Gene Ontology annotation, molecular function: phosphoric diester hydrolase activity. The transcript has a single exon. The coding region runs from base 77 to 1033 and encodes 318 amino acids.